CUCCGGAGCGAUCCCGCACGUGCUCCGGGGAAGAGCCUGCCGGCGGGUCCUGGGAGCCCCCUGCCCAGGCUCCAUCCAGGGGCUGCUGCCACGUGGCCCCGGCUCUGCCUGGGCCAAAGCUGGAGCCAGGAACUCCAGACUCCGGCAGAGCAUCCCCGUGACUGCGGAGAGGGACGCGGAGGGGAAUGGCCGCGGCGGAGGGGCCGCAGCAUCCGGUGACCUUCAAGGAGGUGGCUUGGUAUCCCAGCCAACGGGCUUUGUACCGGGAAGCCAUGCAGGAGACCACCGGAGACCACCUCUCUCCAGGAACAGGCUCUCCCAGCCCCCAACUCGAUAGGACCUGCUCUGGGCUGCAGCUAGAGGAGGAGACAGGAGCUCCAGAUCCUCAGGACCUGAGCACAAGACACACCUCCAGCAGCUCAGGUGAUGGGAAGAUGAGCGCGACGUGGGACAGCCCUGCACAGGUGGCCUCGGACGAUGGGGCGUGCAGAAAGGACAUCUGCCAGUACCAUGAGCCAGCAAACAUCUGUCAGAGCUUCCAAGAGAAAGACCGAGAGGAGAUCCAGGCUUGUCCUGGGAGGGAAACUCCAGGGAAGUGCAGGGAAUUGCUGCUCCCGCACAGCCUUCACCCCAGGGAAAGACCCAUCCAUCACCCAGCCAGCGAGAAAAGCUUCCUCGCCCGGAGACGGGGGACUCAACACUCCCACCCCUGCUCCGACGGUGGGAAAAGCUUUGGGGUCUUCUCUAACUUGCUCCGUCACCAGCGGAGUCAUGGCGGGGACAAGCCCUACAAAUGCCCGGACUGCGGGAAGGGUUUCGGGCACAGCUCGGCGUUGGUGACCCACCGGCGCAUCCACACCGGCGAGAAGCCGUACCAGUGCCCCGACUGCGGCAAGAGCUUCAACGUGGUGUCCAACCUGGUGCGUCACCAGCGAAGCCACACCGGCGAGAAGCCCUACAAGUGCCCCGACUGCGGCCGGCGCUGCAGCCAGCGGUCCCACCUGGUGACCCACCGGCGCCUGCACACGGGCGAACGCCCCUACCUGUGCCGGGAGUGCGGGAAGAGCUUCAACGUCAGCUCCGACCUCAUCAAGCACCGGCGCGUCCACACCGGCGAGAAGCCCUACGAGUGCUCGGACUGCGGCAAGCGCUUCAGCGGCAGCUCCAACCUCCUCGCCCACCAGCGGCUGCACAGCGGCGAGCGGCCCUACACCUGCUCCGAGUGCGGCAAGGGCUUCACCAUCAGCUCCAAGCUCAUCGCCCACCAGCGGACGCACAGCGGCGAGCGGCCCUACAGCUGCGCCGACUGCGGCAAGGGCUUCAGCGACCGUCCCCACCUCGUCCGGCACCGCAGCGCCGGGCGGCGCGAGAAGCGCUACAAGUGCUCCGAGUGCGGCAAGGGCUUCACCACCAGCUCCUACCUCCUGACCCACCAGCGCAGCCACACCGGCGAGACCCCCUUUUUGUGCGGGGUGUGCGGCAAGAGUUUCGCGGUGGUCUCCAACCUGGCGCGCCACCGGCGCGUUCACACCGGCGAGAAGCCCUUCCGGUGCGGGGAGUGCGGGCGGCAGUACAGCCAGAGGGCUCAUCUCACCACCCAUCAGCGGGUCCACACCGGCGAGCGGCCCUACGUCUGCGCGGACUGCGGGAAGGGCUUCAACGUCAACUCGUCCCUCACCAAGCACCGCCGGGUGCACACCGGGGAGAAACCCUACCGCUGCCCCGAGUGCGGGAAGAGCUUCAGCCAGAGCUCCAACGUCAUCACGCACCGACGGCUCCAUCACGGCCACGGCGCCAGCCGGCACCCCCUGCGCGUGGACAGCCCCCGGGAGUGAGUGCCCGCGGCACAGCCCCGGCCCUACGGAGCAUCGGGAGCAAGCUGCCUCCCCUGCCACCUCUCGCUGUUUGGCCCCAUCCGGGUCUGCUGGAGAGCUGGGUCCGCUUUAACUACUCCUAAGUAUCUGCAAGGCAGAUGUCUCCAUCCGAGUGAGCUUUCCCAUCACUUCUCCCUGUUGCCCCAGCAUCUGUGGUCCGGAAUGGCCAGCUGCAGAGCUCUAACUCCAAGAUUGAGGUGACACCAUGGAAAGGCCCGUUUUUCUUUGCUGACAGCGGAGAGAGUCAAACGAGAAGGUUCAGACGCAGGGGUUCUGGGCAGCGUGUAUCUCAAGUGCAACGAAACCAAAUCCAGCUUGUGUCCAAGGUCUCCUCCAUCCAGACGGAGGAAUAAACCAGCUCUUUCCAUGACCGGCUCCAGCUCCUACCCUUUGAGGAGGGGUAACAUGCUCCUUCGCUGUGUUGGUGAUGCCUGCAGAUCCUUGUCCAUCCAAGGUGUCUUCUCCAGAGGCUGGAGAGCAAGCCAGGCUCUGGAUACCUUGGCACAGGUGGGAGGGGGAAGGAAAGAACUGUAUAUCAGGGAGAGUGUGCAGACCGAAGGACAGGGCCCAUGCCUAGAGGGAGAUUUCCCCUAAACCAAGCCAGCACUGGUGGAAACCACCAGCUCUUGGCCCGGUUCCUCCUGCCCUGCCAGAAGAGAGGGAAAAUAUCCGUCAUUCCUCCCAGCCAGAUUAGGACAGGGCUCCUCCUGCUGCCACCCUCGCCAACAUGGCAACCAAAGAAAUGACCUUUUCCCCUCUGUGCUCCAAACUCUUCUCCUUCUCCAAGACCAGGUGUCCAAGGGCUGUUUCCUCUCCCACCUGCCAUUCUCCUCCCUCUAGCAAUCUGCUAGUAGUGAUAAGAGUUUCGGGAGUAAAAGGUGGUGUGAUAAAUAGUGGGAGUGAUCAGUGCGUGCAUUUGCACCCAUGAGGAACCCUGCAGCCCCUCUCCACCUCCAGGCUGGGGCAGGAGGAAGCCCCUGGGUCCGAAGCUGCGUGGAGCCCACCAAGGUGGGCACCAUCUCACCAUCCCACGUCCCAUCUCCUGUGGAUCCCACGGGCUUGGGGGAAUUUCUGAGCUAGAGGGAUAAACCCCCCCAGGAUGGUGGUGGUGGUGGGUCAUUCAUCCUUCUGCAGGUGGGCCCAAAGCGUUGGCUUUGUUGGCCAAAUGGGCACCGAAAGGGACAAACCAGGAAUCCCCUGGGGCAACAGGAGCAACUGAAUUAGGAAUGAGGGAAACAUUAUCCCAUCGUCAGAGGUGCGAGAGGUGCUUUGCUCCAAGGCCCUGGGGCGGAGGGGUGUGAUCAUUACGGGACAACAGAAAUAACACAGAAAACCUAAGUUUGGUUGAGAGCGUUUGUAGCUCCUCCUCUGUGAAUAAUAAUAAUAAAAAAAAAAUCUAUGCUAAUAAAAUAAUCGAAGU
Messenger RNA from Rhea pennata, 3294 nucleotides. Its product is annotated as zinc finger protein 436-like. NCBI's taxonomy places the organism in Eukaryota, Metazoa, Chordata, Aves, Rheiformes, Rheidae. The coding region runs from base 186 to 1835 and encodes 549 amino acids. Gene Ontology annotation, biological process: regulation of DNA-templated transcription. The transcript has 5 exons. The record is from RefSeq and is a predicted model, not a curated record.